Messenger RNA from Schistosoma margrebowiei, 6540 nucleotides. The record is from the annotation of a GenBank genome assembly. Lineage: Eukaryota; Metazoa; Platyhelminthes; Trematoda; Strigeidida; Schistosomatidae.
UGUUGAACGAUGGCGCUUUCAUCUACGUGAUUAUCCUAAGCCAUGUUUGAAUAUAACCGAUCUUUUUCUAUGGGGUAAAUUAGUUGUGGCUGAACAGUUGGCUGAUAGUAAAGGUCAACGUAAAGUUCCUAUUGAACCUGGUUAUCCGUGGCCAAAUUAUACAUUGAUUCGAUCCAGUUCACCAACUAAAUUCUAUUAUGAUUUAAAUGCAGAUGUAAAAUCUUUUCAUAUAUGUUAUGGUGCUAAUUGGGAACCAACUGUAUCAUGGUUUAAUCAACGUUUAGAUGAUAUUAAACCAUUAACAAAAGACAAAUCUUAUCCACCAUUAGGUUGGUGGGAUAAAAUACGUUUACUAUUACAUGGUCAUUUGUUAUUUGCUGUUGAUACAAUGCAUUGGUCAUAUUCAACAAGUUUAAGUCCAUAUAAUACAACGGAAUUUUUCACAUGGCAAUGGAAUCGUACUGUUGUGCAUUGGGAAAAUGGAGUUAUAAGAAUUGAUGGUGAUUUAGAUUUGGUCUAUCAAACUGCAUCAAAAUAUGAUGGAAUAUGUCGAUUAUUUCAUAUACCACAUUUAGAAAUGACAGUAAAAUUAGACUGGUUAUCAUUACGUGAUCCAAAUGAUCACCACUCAGUGAAAUAUUGUUGUACGGACUGUCUGACACCAAGAGAACAAACUCAGCACGAUUCCUUCAAAUACUUCCGGGCGAAUCGUUUAGCUAUGGAUAUUAACUUCACCGUGAAACCACCUCCAACUGGAUCAUCUACUAUGGAUCAAAGACCUUGGUGUUCAUUCUAUACAAGUGUAUUAAAAUUUGCUGAUAAACUACGGAAUUGUCUGUCACAAAUUCCUCGUCCUAUUCGUCGUGGUUCUUUAUAUCAAUAUAAGCCACCAAGAAAACCACAUUUUGGACGUCUACUUCAAUCAUUAGAAUUUAGUAUUAACAUGCCCCAAUUAGAAAUAAUCUUUUGGGUCUCCUAUGCUAAACGUACUGGUGUUCAUGUUACUACUGGACCAAUUCAAAUUAUUGGUAAAUUAAAAUGUAAAAUAGAAAAUGAGGUUAAAUUCAAUCGAUUAAUUGGAAAAUUGAACACUUCAAUAGCCUCAUCGUCUACAUCUGUAAUCGUAUCAGGUGGUGAAUCAAUCCCAUUAGAUACUACCACUACAUCUACUCUCAAUGAACAAACAACUAUUCUACAUCCAUAUGUAAUGAUCCCACCAAAAUUAUCAAUUCAACGUAAUGGUUUAUCAAGACGUCCUAUAGUUAAUUGGUGUGUUUUAAAUUUAUUCGCUAGUAUACAUGAUAUUGCAAUACAUUUAAGACAUAGAGAUAAUCUUCCUGGUCCAUUAAUUCAAAUGUUAUUACAGUGUAUGAAUACACAUCAGAAUUGUACUAAUGAUAUUAGUAACAAUCAUCAGUUAAACUAUCAUAAUUUCAGCAUUCAUGACAUAGAACAACUGGAUACUAAAGAAAUGAAUAAUGAUACUGAAGCAUUUAUUCUAGUCCCAUUAUUACGUUAUCAACAACUUUGUCCAACUGUUCUCCCGUCAAAUAUAGCUGUACGUGUGCAUAUACCUGGACCAAGAUCUACUACAGUGACAUCUGUUACCACAUCUACAACUAAUACUACUACCAAUGAAAAUAGUAAUAUUUACAACAAUAGUUUUGGAAAUACUAAUCUCAGUCCUACUAGCAUUGAAUGUCAUCCAGUUGAAUCCAUAAAGAAUAAUACACCUAUCAAUUCUACGUCUACAAUUACUGAGAAUAUAAGUGCGGAUGUUACGUCGACAUCACAUGUUGAUGAUGAGAAAAAAUUGCCAUUCAGUCAUCAUAAUAAUAACAACCGUACUACUCAUAAUAAUACUAAUCGCAUACCAACCCCUAGACAUAACUCUACUGCUACACCCUGCAGUAGUAACAAUCAGUUGACACAUGAAGAUCUCACUCCUGUUCAUCAUCUUGAAAUACAUGAAUUUAAAAUGCGAUGGACAGAACAGCAUAGGAAUCUUGUUUACAUUCUAAUGAAUAGUUAUCGACAUGCUCAAUCGUUGAAAAAGAAUUUAUCAGCUCGUGCACUACAUGGAUUCAGAUUACAUCCUGGCGGUAGUAGUAAUGGUCAUACAACAACAAUGACAAGCGGUGGCACAGCUCUUAGUCGAAAUGCUCGUAGUGCGAUUCAAUUAACAAACAGUGUUAAUAAUAAUGGUUUUAAAUUACUAAACUCUACUGAUAAACGUCCAUUAUCUACUGUUAUUCAACAAACUGAGUUAUGUCAUUUAUCUAAAUCGACUAAAUCAAAUUAUAAUGAUAAUUAUCUUCUGACGAAAAUGCCUACAAGUGAUGAAGUGUUACCAGAUAAUAUCGACAUGUCAUCAAAUGCUGUGACUAUGGUGACGGCGACAACAACAACAAAUAAUAAUAAUAAUAACUCAGAAAUGGAGGAAAAUAAUUAUGAUCAUGUAUAUUUGUCGACAAACUCAUCACCAUCGUCUGAGUCGAAUAAAACGAAGUUAACGUUUUCUAAACAGAUACCAAUGUUGGCGCAGUUAUUAGAGGAAGUGGAUACAGCACGUUUUUAUGCUUAUUGUGAAGAAGAACCCAAACAAACAGAUGUAGUAUCACAACUACAAGGUUUACAUAUCUGUGCGUCUAGUUUAGUUGCUGAACGUAAUUGGCAUUUGGAAUUGAUUAAUCCUCAAUUAAUGUUGAAAACAAAUCAUUUAGCCGGUUAUGUCUUAGUGUCCGCAGCCAGAGCCAAGUUGGAUGCGUUAACUCAUCCACCAAUAUGGAAAGAUUCACAAUUGUUGAAUAAAUCUAGUUUAGUUGGACAUUUGGAAUGUAUGCAAUAUUAUGCUACUGUUGGACAAGUUCUUCCAGAAACACCUGAUCAAUGGUUAUCUACAGCUGAUGUUAGUGAUUGGACUCAUCAUAAUUUGAAUGCUGAUGAAGAUGCGUUAAGUGGACGACCUGAAGUAGUAGGUUGUGGUAGAUCCGUCGGUGGUGUGGUUACAGCAUGUGUUGGUUUUCCAAAAACACCUUCAAACAACAAUAAUAAUAUUAGUAACAAUAAGAAUUCAUUAACUCGAACAAGUACAUUGACCUUUGGUACAAAACUAAUGAGUAAUGAUUCCACACUCAAAAAUAAUGUUACUUUAACUUCUAUGAUGACCACAACCACACCAACCACUACUACAAUCACUAGUUCUACUUCUAAACUUCAUACGGAUAAUAUUCGUCCUAUUCAACUACAACGUAUGAUAUCUCGUUGUUCAUGUGAAGUAUUUUAUAUACAUUAUGAACCUGCUGAUCCAGCGAAUUUACCACUUCCACAUCUUAUUCCACCAUUAUCACUAGAUGAAACAGAAGUUGUUCGUAAUCCAGAAGGAGCUGACACAGUCACUUUAUUGCAUCAUACGCUAAAUGUUUCCACAAACUCUCUCCAAUAUCAUAUGAUUGUAGAAAUUGUGAACGAUCUUCUGUUGUAUGUUGAACCACAAAGAAAGGCUAAAUUGGAACGUAAUCGUUUGACAUUUGGUUUAAUGUCUGAAUCACAAGUUCGUUUAGCUAUAUUACGUGAUCAAGAAACUUUGCGUCGUUUGAUCUCUGAACAACGUCAAUUGGAACGUUAUUUAUGGUCAUACGUUAGACAAACUAUGCAAGAAUUAGGCUUAAAUGCCAACAAUACAUUAGUUAAUCAUUCAUAUCCUACAGCUUUGUAUCACUCUCCUACUACUGACAGUAGUAACAAUGUUACAUCGCGAACAUCAAAUUUAACUCUGAAAUUAGUCGAUUGCAUACAAAGUGCUCGUCAAUUGGAAACUCAAAUUAAUCAAUUAAAAUCUCGUAUUAUUGAUUUAAAUGGUAUACUAUCACAGCGUUUAGGACAUUAUCAACAAUUACAAAUACAAAUUCAACGUCGACAUAUACGUAAAGCAAUGUCAUUUCGACGUUAUCAUCCAACAAAUAAAUCAUCAGCAUGUUCAUCAUUAUUAUCAUUUAAUAAUGAGACUUUAUCAUCAAUUUCAAAUCGUAAUACUGUUAGUUUAGUACAAAAAACAUCGAAUGAUGAUUUUAAUCGAAUUAUUCAAACCAACAAUAUUGAAUCGGAAACUUAUAUACAAAAUAGAAUAAAUUUACAUCGUGCAUCUUCUAUAGACUAUUUGACUCAUCCUAUUGCGAACACUAUGAAUAAUAAUAAUACUGAAACUGUCAUAUCAGAAAGUGGUAAUAAGUCAUUAUUAUCAUCGUCAUUUAUGGAUGGUGGUGAUAGUAAACCAGCAGAAAUUGUUCGACGAAGUGAGGUGUGUUUUGAGCAUGCAAGAUGGCGUAUGACUGAAAAUGAUGGACAAAUAGGUUUAGCUGAUGUGGAACUACGUGGUUUUAUUUAUACAAAAACCCAUCGUCAAGAUGAUUCUGGUUCACAUCGUUUAGAAUUAGGUUGGAUACGUGUUUGUAGUUUGGCACCGAAUUCAUUUUAUCGAGAAGUUUUAGCUCCUGAUGUAUCUGGUGGUCGUUAUGCUGGUGGUCCAAUUCUACGUAUUGCUUGUUCUGAUUUAGCUCCAGUUGGUGGAAUAUCUGUGAAAGAAGCGAUGGAAAUCAGUGUUGCACCAAUUUUAUUACAGAUGAGUAAGCAGUUCUAUAGGAUUAUGAUGCCUUUCUUUUUUCCUGAAAAAACUGAAGAUACUACUACUAAUAAUACUGUCACCGCUAUCCCUGUUCAUACUGUAAAUGUAGCAAACCCAAUAGGAGACGGCAUUAAUUCAUCUGCAUUUACUAGUCAUCCGUUUUUUAUUCCACAAGACAAUGUUGGGAGUAGUAGUGGUAUUUGUAGUGAUGCAUUUCAUUAUCUGGAUUCGAAUCUCUCUACAAAUCCAAAUAAUCUACUUUACUCAUCAGAGAAUAUCGGUUUACCAAGUAAAUCAUGGCUACGACGUUAUCUAUCCCGAUAUUUACCUCAUCGUUUAAAGAAUGAGAACGAAUCAGUACCAUCAGUUUCAUCAUCGUUACCACAACCAUUAAAUGUUAUCCAUAAAUCUCAUCAAUCAGAUAUUUUAGAAAAUAUAUCUUCAGAUUUAUCUGUGCCGAUUGUUGUUUCAACGGCGGCUACAACAGUAACACUUACUUCGUCGUUGUCGCCAACAUCAAUGUACAUUCCAUCAAAUAAUUUAACAAUCGAAGCUGCUAUAUCUGGACGAAAUUAUUGUAGUGUUAAUGAUGAUUGGAAUGCAUUGAGUAAUAAUGCAACGGGAUCAGGGACAGAAACAACAGUAGCAACGUCGUCUUUUGCUACAACGUCCAAAUUAUUACAAAUGAUGAAUAUGCGCACGAAGUUACCCAUAACCGAUUAUUUACGGAGCCAAAACGAAUUGGAAUUUCCCAAUCUUUUCCACACGAAUGAAUAUGACGUUAAGUCAUCAUUAUCACAUAAUCAUAAACCUAAUGAAUGUUUUUCAAUACCAUUGACACAUUAUUCAAAUUAUAACGAUACUACUACUGAUAAUUUUAUCAUGUUAAUGCAACAACCAUCGAUAUGUUUACAACAAUUAUUACCUGUAAACAAUAUAUGCACAUAUUGUAAAUCGAUUCAUUCAACCUCUAGUAAUCAUCUUCAUUCUUUGAAUAUGUCAUGGUAUAAUCCAAUGAAUUAUGGAUCUUUACCAACGGAUCAAAUAACAUCAGUUAAUCAAAUCGCUAUGCAUCAUUCAAAACAUAAUAUUAACAACACAAAUAUACCAUUGAAUCCAGUCGAUGUGAUGCAGGAAAGAGCUCGUCAAAACAAAGUAUUUCUAUACAUUAAAAUUCCUGGUUUUCCAAUACGAUUAAGUUAUAAGGGUGAAAAACAAAAAAAUAUCACUGAUGUAACACGUUUUGAAUUGUUUAUUCCAACACUGGAAUAUCAUAAUUGUGUUUGGACGUGGUUAGAUUUUGUGAUGGAAGUAAAAACGCGUAUACGUAAACAACUUGUUCGUGAAGUGAUAAAGAAAAAACUUACACCUCGUCGACGUUUACCACUUCUACGUAUCUCUGGUACCAGUAAAAGCAAUACUGAUAAUAAUAGUAAUAUUCCUGCUAGUAGUACUACUGAUUCUAAACCACACGAGUUAACAACGUCAAAUAUUCUGUUAUCAUCUGUUAACCGGCUGAGUUCACUGACUCCUUCCGCUGUUACUAGCGGUCGUGCUGAUUCAACGAUGCAUUCACCUGAUGUCGAUGAUGAUGAUGACCUAGUCGAUCCAACAACUGUUGCUGCACAAGAAGAGAAAGCUCAACGUGAUUUGGAAAUGAUAUUAGGUCGUCAUGCUCAAAUACAACCUAACAAGACGGGCAAACGAAAACGUUUCAAAUCGAAACCAUUCUAAUUAUAUUUUCUCUUAUUGAAAUAGUAACUUCAUUUGGUUUGUUUUUAUGAUGGAUGGUUUGUAUUUUUCCAUGAUUGCUUGGUAUUAACAAUUAAGUUGAUGGUUAGACUUUACCAAAAUUCUAUGUAUCUAAAAUGUGCACAAUCUUUCUUUUAUCACCAAGUAAAGUCAUUUUUAUCUUC